This is a messenger RNA of Oryza brachyantha (malo sina), 2620 nucleotides long. RefSeq names its product DDT domain-containing protein DDR4-like. Lineage: Eukaryota; Viridiplantae; Streptophyta; Magnoliopsida; Poales; Poaceae. Gene Ontology annotation, biological process: regulation of DNA-templated transcription. The coding region runs from base 197 to 2230 and encodes 677 amino acids. The transcript is spliced from 12 exons. Gene Ontology annotation, cellular component: RSF complex. The record is from RefSeq and is a predicted model, not a curated record.
CUCUCUCUCUCUCUACUCCUUUCCUCUCCGCCUCCUUGCCCUCCUCCUCCUCCGCCCUCCCCAAUGGUUGCCGCUGCCACGGCGCAGCCUGCCCAUUCCGCCGCGAGCGCGUGACCUGCACCGGCCCAUGCCCAGACCCUACCACUGCCCCCACCCGGACCCCCGAUCCGGCACUCUGUGACGUGCCUCGGCGUCGAUGGCGGCGCGGCGGGAGCAGCAGCAGCGGCGGCGGGCGGAGGAGGAGGGGGAGGAGGAGGAGGCGGGGGCGGCUGCGCGGGAGGAUGCCGUGGAGCUGACCCCGAGGAGGACGCGGCUCCCGCGCGCGUGCAACAGCCGGCCGAAGGUGCUGCCCCCGCCCCCGCCGCGGCAGGAGCGGGCGAGGCCGGCGGUGAAGGAGGAGGGGGCGGAGGAGACGCCGAAAUGCCGCGUGGUGACGCCGCUAGUGGCGGAGCCCGAGGCCCCCGCGGAACUGCCGCGGUGGAGGCUGCGCGGCAUGUGGGAGCUCGCGUCCGUCAUCAACUUCCUCCACGUGUUCCGGCCGUUGCUGAACAUUGCAGUGGAGUUCACAGCGGAGGAGCUGGAGGAGGCGAUCCUAUGUCCCAAUAAUACGUUGGAUGACGUCCAUAUGCCUCUGCUGAAGUCGAUUCCUCCAAUAACUCGAAUGGCUAUGGGACGUGGAACAUGGGUAACAGUGUUAUGUAGGAAAUUGAAGUACUGGUGGAACUGGGUUGCAGAAGGUGAUCUUCCAAUUGUGGCCUCACAUGGAGCUGAAAUUGAAAUGUACAAGGCACUUGAGCCAGCAACACGAUUAGUGAUCCUGAAAGCGAUAUGUGAUAUACGUGUUGAGCAAGAGGAUAUUCGGAACUUCAUAGACAGGUCUUUAAAGCGCGGUUAUGAGCUUCCCGUGUUCCGUAAAGAACGUAUUGGAGGAGAUUCAUAUGGAAUCUCAUACUGGUAUGAUGAGGAUUCAAUCCUUGGACAUCGGUUGUAUCGUGAGAUUAGGCAAGUGGACUAUGGGAAGGAGCUGACCAAAAAAGCUAAAGGGAAGGGAAUCUCAAGUGUCCCAGUUGUAUCCUAUAAAUGGGAGACUGUCGCAUGCAACUUUGAUGAAUUUGAAGUAGCAGCAGAAAAACUCUUUUCAAGUAGGAACAGGACUGAGGUCUCACUUGGCAAGAAGUUGAAGAUCAAUUAUCUUCCAGAUCUUGAAAAGAUUCACAAGAAGAAAGAGAGGCUGCUCAAAAAGCAACAUAGAGAAGCACUCCUCCUUGACAACCGCUUGACAGUGGAUGGGUUCACCUCUGUCCGCUCUCGUCGUCAAAGAAAGCGUGUCACCUAUACUUUUGAUGAUUAUGAGCGUUCAAUAAAUGAAGCCAUAAAAUCAACAAAAAAAGGUGAGAACUCUUCUGAGCUCAUCACUACUUCUAACAGAAGAGUACAUCCAAAACGAGAUAUAGGGACCAAUGUUACUGGUCCUUCGCCAUUGUGCAAUGGAUUCUAUGGAGAAUAUCCACCAAGGUCUUAUGGCCACCAAGGAAGUGAUGGUGAAAUAAAAUCUGAGACUCUCGAUCGCAGGCAGAGGAAAAGAUCUCAAAGGUACACACAAGAUUUUGUUGAGGCUAUCUCGGACAUUGACCCAAACUUUGACAGUGAUGACGAUAUCAUGGGUGAAGCAAUCUAUGAUGAGGAAUAUCUUAGAAGUCGAAAGCAACAUAAGGCGAGACUUUUAGAAAAGGAUGAAGAAUUUCAAUUGGAGCAAGUAACCAAUGAUGAUAAUUAUGAAGUGGAAUAUCCUUCAAGUACCAGUGAAGAUGAAAAGGAGCCCCAACGGUACAAGAGAUUGGCUACUUGCAGUCCUCGAGAGACCAAGUUGAGAUCUUUUGAUGGAUUCCAAACAGGCAUCAAACGAAGUAAGCGUUCCACCCGCCCACAAAUUAAGUAUCAUCAGUAUGAUCUUUCUGGCACAGAUACAGAAUUGGGAAAGCCAGGUAAAAUAAAUGCAUCAGAUCCAAAUGCUGGUUGUGAUGCACCAAAUGAGAUGGAGCUCUCGACGACUAGUCAAGACCAGGAGGAAGAAGGGGCUGAAGUAAAUAAAGAGCGGCCAUCUCUGCUUGGUCCUAGCAGGGAUAAUGGAAGCGCUGAGAGAAGAUUCCUCGACCUAAACGAGGUUGCGCCUGUUGGCUGUUUUGAUGAAACACACACUCGCAACAGCGAAAGGCGACCACCUGGAUAGCAGCUGAGGAUCAUGUCCUGGAUUCAGAUCCUGCGUAACAUUGUUGACCUAUCAUAAGCCACUGAGCAUCCAUGAGAGGUUGAUGUUCAUGCAUCAACCUGAUUGCAGGUGCGUCCGGUCUGCCAACUUGGAAGAACCAGUGAAGAAACGAGGUGGUCCAUCAUGAGUGCAGCGGUAGGAUUCCUCUGCUGAUCCAGUCUGUUGAGUGGAGAUCAUGGUGAAAUGUGUGUGCUAGAUGUCUGGCUCGCAUCAACUGAUAGCGUUUGCUUGCCAGAUUACCAUUUUUUCUUCUUCUCGAGUCAUUGUUGUUUCACCCCCGGCUACAUAUGCUUGCGAAAUCGCGAGGCCUAAAUGAGUAACAAUUGUUGGUGUGGCUUGGCCGCUCGAGGA